Molecule: messenger RNA, 1880 nt
Organism: Phytophthora infestans T30-4
Lineage: Eukaryota; Oomycota; Peronosporomycetes; Peronosporales; Peronosporaceae
Exons: 1
Coding region: 1-1851 (616 amino acids)
Source: RefSeq, a predicted model, not a curated record
AUGACAAAGCCGUCGGGGGCGGAGAGGCAGCGAUCGCUCUCGUCCGCUAGCGGUGGAGGUGUUGGCCGUGCCCCCACGACCAACUCCCGUGGGUCCCUGCAGACGUCCAAGGAAUACGUGGCCCGAGCGCAGCAGUUCGCCGAUGCCCGCGUGCUCGAGACGCUCCGGAAAUACCACAGCAACAGGGCGGCUGCCUCGUACACGUUGGGAGAAUCACUGGGCGUGGACCGCUCGCAGUGGAAACUCGCUAAGGGCGGCGGUCGUCACCACUCUAUCGCUUGCUACAAAAAGGUGUCGUCCAGGGGCCCGUUCGGCGGUCUGAGGAUAUCGCGCAGGGACAAGCAGAGCCAACACGCAGCUGACAUGAUGCGUAUGACCAUGGCCGCCAACAAGAGCGCGCCGUCCGUGUUUGUCUCGGAACAGGCUGAGCUACUGGCCAUUGGAGUCGUUCCUGGUUCACUGGAGGACGUGCUGCACGGCACUGUGAACCUCACACCUGAAGCCAUGCAGAUCGAGAGUGCUCACGCCCAAUGCGACCUGCUGGACAGCCGCGUGCUGGCUGCACUCGUGGCUCCCACAGCUAGUUCACCAUUCCGCUCUCUCACUCUCAAGUGGGCGCUACGUCAUCAUGAAGUCCUGUCGAGGCACCGAGACUACGUAUACCUCGAGGCCACGGGAGUGGUGCGGGACCCCCAGGACAACGGCGCAAGGGUAGGCUACCGCCUUGUACACUCUGUGACACUGCCAUCCGCUCCAGAGCUGGCGCCAGAGAUGCAGAUUGUGCGUGGCCACUUGUCAUUUUGCUAUCUGUACCGACAACACAGCGAUUCUGAAGCUGAACUCUUCUUUCACGGCGGAAUUCUGCCACGAGGUGGCGCAAAGGACCGUCUGGCCUUCCAACUAACAGCAGAGGUUGUGCUGGCCUCGCCCAGUACGAUCGAGUGCGCCAUGAUGAAGAAAUUGGCCUUCUCGCUGCGGACCAAGCAGCCGGCAGCUCUCCGUCCGCCGUCCCCACCGCUGCAUCACAUCGAUGACGACCUACGGCAGACUAACGGCGGACGUAAAAGCUCAUUCGGUAUAAGUAUGUUCCGUGCGUCUAUGACGUUUGAUAGCAGUCGGAGUAGUAUUGUUUUUGGAGGGGGGCAAGGUGUCAGUCCGUGUCGUGUGUGCCGUCGUCCACUUCGGGCUUUCUUUGGUGGGAAAGUGACGAGCUGUCAGCUGUGUAAAGAACCAGUGUGCAAUCGCUGCAAGGUGCAUAAGAAGGUUUUUGUGUUUGAAACGGGGGUCUUCCAUCCUCAGAAGAUGGACUUUUGCUCCGAGUGUAUGGUGAACACAAACCGACUGAAUGCUGGGUGGGUAGCGUCGCAGGAGCUUACUGGCGCUGCUAACAGAGUGCGCCUGAGCGAGCGGAGCAGCUCGUCGGAGGAAGAGUGUGGAGUCAAGUCGCAGAUCGGCUUGGGGGCUUCAUGGCACGGUGGGAUGUCGCGCAUCGACGAGGGCCGCGCCACCAUGUCAACAGACGGCCCGAUGGGGCAUUCAGCUCCUCAGUCUGUCGUCUGGCUCCCCACGGACCAUCUGCACCCUCGCCUUACGUCCGUUGACCCCAUGGACGUGGAGAUAGAAGAGCAGAGCGAUGUGGAUGGGCCUCAGUAUGGAAGAUACGAUCGCAUCGAGGACGACAGCUUUAUCGAUACGGAAGCAUUCGUGACGCUGGACGAUGACGACGACCGCUUUGACGAAAUUAUCCCCAUGAUUGACAUUCCGUCGGAGGGCGAGGAGGACGAAGUCGAGAAUGAAAGCAUGCUCUCGAGCCACGCAGUGGACCUCGUGUACGUCUCGCAGAGCUCGUAACUAAAACAGACCACCAAGGCUUCGGAAAA